Molecule: messenger RNA, 573 nt
Organism: Fusarium verticillioides 7600
Lineage: Eukaryota; Fungi; Ascomycota; Sordariomycetes; Hypocreales; Nectriaceae
Exons: 2
Coding region: 1-573 (190 amino acids)
Source: RefSeq, a predicted model, not a curated record
AUGAAAAUUAGGAGCGGAACCGAGACUCACGAGGAUAACGCCACCGCGCGCGGUCACAAGAGACAGUCAAGCAAGACGGACUCUGCGUCUGCGCCGGAGCCAAGGACCAAACAUGCCAAGACGAAGAGACAGAAACCAACGCUGACGGAGAAGGACCUCGAGUUCCACUUCGACCACUCUCAGAUCCGGGAUCCGCGAGCAACGCCGGGUCGCGUCAAGCGUCCCCGGUAUGAGGAGCGCGAACUAAGUGAGGAGUUUCUGUCCAAGUUCCACAUCCCCAAGCAUAGAAAUAAGCACACGGACCCGUUGUAUUCAUUCUACGAUCUUCAUCGAUGUCACCGUGAGAGUCCAGAUGGGUCCCCGACCUACGAUAGCGCGGGCUUUCAGCUCGACUACGAGAAAGUUGCCAAGUGGAUGAAGCCAGUGGCUUACAACAAGAAAUCAAUGGUCAAUGGCAUGGAGCGCCAUCUGAAGAGGGUCGAGGAGGAGACAAAGAAGAUCUACAACUGCUUCUUCAUUGAUGGAAAGGCCUCGGGGGGCAAGAAAACACCGAACCUUGAUAUAAGGUGUUAA